GACGAAUUCAAUCCGCACCUGCUUGGACGGUGAUCUGGGAUAACAUACCCACUUCAACAAAUUCAUGCACAUGAGCUGCGAUAGGUCAUAGAGGCUAUGGCAGACCUAGAAGAUCUGCUAGGCCGCGUCCACUCAACUGCAAAUGCAGAAAAUGACAUCGCUUUGGACGAGAUUCUACAUCAACAACACCAACGUAAACGGUCUAAGGUGUCCCAGCAGCAGUUAAAGCAUGAGCUCGAGGACGAAUUUCUAAGUCCUUCCACUUCAUUCAGCGCACACUGGCUCAACAAAUUGCAGCAACGAUGGGAGACACCGACAAAUUACACCGAGCUUUUCCAGAUUGCCCCAACGCAGACACGUACAAUUAUCAGAUUCAACAGGGAAGGCCUGGAGGGGCGUGUGACUGGGUAUAAGGAGAUCACUGUUCCUGCGAGUAGUGCCACAGCGAAGAAUUCCACUUCUAUCCUGCGCAAACCCGCGAAUCGAGCGGACUUCGUCCGCGGGGCUGCUGGCUUCUUUCCCUUCACACCUGGCGGACUUGAUGGAGUUGAAGCCGUCGCAGCGCUCGAGGACCAAGCAAUUCAGGCCGAAGAGAAUGAGCGAAGCGCAAGAGGAGGCGGUCUUGACAGGAUUAUUGCCUUCGGUACAGAAGGCGGCUUGCUUGAGGUUCCGCCGGGUUUCUCGAGGGGCAUGAAAAUAUCCGAGAAGACAGUAGAGGAGGAUAACGGCGCAAAGGAGGUACAAGAAGUUCUUGAAGAGGAGCCCGAGCCCCCCGAGGAGUUGACCCAACUGCCUGUUGUAAAUGGCAAACCAGAUUUAGAGGAUGAUUCGGACGACGAUGGCAACGAAUCCGAGGAGGAUAUAGAUUCCCUGCUACCCGUAGAAUUUCCCGCCCUGGCUCCUCAUGGACAGCUUGCAAUGUCAAGAGCACGACGCAGCGGGAAGGAGUGGGCGCACAUGGUGGACGUAAAUCGCGACAUCUCUAACUUCAAAGAACUCGUGCCAGACAUGGCUCGUGAAUGGCCAUUCGAGUUGGACACAUUUCAAAAGGAGGCAGUAUAUCACCUCGAAAAUGGUGAUUCAGUCUUUGUCGCCGCACACACGUCGGCUGGCAAGACUGUUGUUGCUGAGUACGCAAUAGCACUAGCCGCGAAACAUAUGACGAAAGCUAUCUACACGUCACCAAUCAAGGCUCUCAGCAACCAGAAGUUCCGCGACUUCCGUAACUCUUUUGAUGAUGUAGGUAUCUUGACAGGAGACGUACAGAUACGUCCGGAAGCCAGCUGUCUCAUCAUGACCACGGAGAUCUUGCGUAGUAUGUUGUAUCGCGGAGCUGAUCUAAUCCGUGAUGUGGAAUUUGUUAUCUUUGAUGAGGUGCAUUAUGUCAAUGACCUUGAGCGUGGUGUUGUGUGGGAGGAGGUUAUUAUAAUGCUUCCAGAACACGUGACCUUCAUCCUACUAUCAGCCACGGUCCCGAACACCUAUGAAUUUGCUUCAUGGGUUGGUCGAACGAAAAAGAAAGACAUAUAUGUCAUUUCUACGCCAAAACGACCAGUACCUCUCGAGCAUUAUCUGUGGGCAAACAAGGCUCUCUACAAGAUUGUGGAUUCAAACAAAAAAUUCAUCGACCAAGGCUGGAAAGCUGCAAAUGAUACCCUUAGCGGUAAAGACAAAAUCAAGGCUCCUGCCCAAAAAGAAGACUCGAGUGUUUCUCGUGGGGGCUCACGAGGCGGAUCACAGCGAGGUAGCAAUCCAACAGGACGCAAUCAACGAGGAGGUGCUCAGCGAGGUGGGCAACAGCAGCGUGGUGGCCGCGGAGGACCAUCACAGACGAGUCGGGGAAACAUUGCACGCACAGGGCGAGGAGGUGGCAGGACAACUGCCGCGCAAGACCGCAACAUAUGGAUCAACCUGGUCUCACAUUUGCGACAAAAGGAAUUACUACCUUGUUGCGUUUUCGUUUUCUCCAAGAAGCGAUGUGAAGAAAAUGCAGAGGCGUUAUCCAACCUCGACUAUUCUUCUGCGGCAGAAAAGAGUGCAAUACAUGUGACUAUCGAACAGUCUAUCGCUCGACUUAAACCUGAGGAUCGACACUUACCUCAAAUUAUCCGAAUCCGCGAGCUGCUUGGUCGUGGAAUAGCCGUGCAUCAUGGAGGCAUGCUACCCAUUGUCAAAGAAGUUGUGGAAAUAUUGUUCGCACGCGGGCUGGUCAAGGUCUUGUUUGCGACGGAGACAUUUGCAAUGGGCCUUAACCUUCCCACCCGAACGGUUGUGUUCUCGGGAUUUCGCAAGCAUGAUGGUCGACAGUUUCGAGAUCUUUUGCCAGGAGAAUAUACUCAGAUGGCUGGUAGAGCAGGUCGCCGUGGUUUGGAUACUGUUGGCACCGUAAUCAUCGCCACGCCAGGAGCUGACGAGGCCCCAUCUGCAGCACGCCUGAGACAGAUGAUUCUGGGUGAUCCCACCAAAUUGCGAUCGCAAUUCAGGCUCACCUAUAACAUGAUUUUGAAUUUACUUCGGGUCGAGGCGCUGAAGAUUGAAGAGAUGAUCAAACGAAGCUUCAGCGAGAAUGCCACCCAAGCACUGCUACCCGAACAUGAGAAGGCUGUCAAACUUGGUGAGGCAGACCUAGAGAAGAUCAAAAGAGAGCCAUGCCCAAUCUGCGAUGUGGACCUCCAACUAUGCCAUGAAGCUUGUAUGAAAUAUAAUGAGCUAACCAAGCAGCUUCACGCUGCAGUUGUCGCCACACCAGUUGGGAAACGAAUGUUUACUGCAAAGAGGCUUGUCGUAUACAAAAAGAAUGGCAUACGGUCCGCAGGCAUGCUUGUCCGAGAAGGUCUCAGCCGUGGCGACAAUCCAACCCUACCGAUCCUCGAAAUCAGCUCCAAUAAAAAGAAGAGCAUGAGUGACGACUUGCCCUAUCUUGGGUCAUUCGCUCAUCUCUUCACGCCACUUCCUAAAACGUUCAAAGAACUUACGCUGAAGACAAGCUUCAUUCCACUUAGCGAUGUCGAGUGUGUGACUGAGACUGUCAUUAAAUCCGAAGUGACCUUCAAAGCGCUGAAUAAGAAGGACGCCAAACAACUUGCCGAGGAACAAUUCAUUCCCCUAUGCCAAUCGUGGACAUUUCGUAAUUGGGAUGAGGUGAACUGGCGCAAGAUCAAAGAUCUCACUGUCCAGAACUUGUUGGACGAGAGGAAAAAGGUCGCAGAGGAUGCUCAGAUCAAAGAUUGUCUCAAGUGUUCCAAAUUUUUGCAACAUUACACAAUGCAGCACGAUGAGUGGGUAAUAAGGGAAAACAUAGCUCAGUUGAAGCAAUUGAUGAGCGACCAAAACCUACAGCUCUUACCGGAUUAUGAGCAGAGGAUCAACGUGCUAAAGGAACUAGGUUUCGUGGACCAGAAUUCUCGAGUAGAGCUGAAGGGCAAGGUUGCGUGCGAGAUUCAUACUGCAGACGAACUCGUGCUUACCGAGUUGGUCCUCGAAAAUGUGCUCGCGGAUUAUGAGCCAGAGGAAAUUGUUGCUCUUCUUUCCUGCUUCGUUUUCCAAGAAAAGACAGAAGUAGAACCCAAUCUCACGACGAACCUCGAACGUGGCAAAGCGGCCAUAAUCAGCAUAUCCGAGCGCGUCAACAACAUCCAAACCAUUCACCAAGUUAUUCAAUCUUCAGAUGAUUCUAACGACUUUGUAUCACGACCGCGAUUCGGAAUGGUCGAGGUUGUGUACGAGUGGGCGCGCGGGAUGAGCUUCAACAGGAUCACCGACCUAACUGAUGUGAUGGAGGGAACUAUUGUUAGAGUCAUCACUAGACUAGACGAGACGUGUAGAGAGGUGAAAAAUGCGGCGAGAAUUAUUGGCGACCCAACACUAUACCAGAAGAUGCAGCGUUGUCAGGAGAUGAUCAAGAGGGACGUUUGCGCCACAGCGAGUCUGUACAUGUGACAGUCGAUCUGCGGCUAUUUACUCAACUUCACAGUCGACGGAAUGUGCAUCUAGAGUCAUAGCGAUGAUCCUUCAAUCAGCCCGUUAAUGUAGCUGAGACACAUGACUUUAAAGACAAGAAUUCGUACGAACUUCGCUGCGAUGCUAGCAUACAUGCUUAUGUUCGACAGCGAAAAGAAAAGAACGAGAUUUAAUUGUUCAAGGAAAGGAAUUUCUUCGAAAGAUAGUUUUGUUUCUAUCGUUUUCUUGACUAUCUUCCGUCCCAUUUUCUCCGCAUAUCCUAUUCCAAUACUUUGAAACCGAGGGGUAUCUUCUUACAUUUGGGACGCCAAAGGAAUUACAAAUACAAGCGAGUACGCUUCAGAUGCAAGCCAACAAAGUAAAGAAAAUGC
Messenger RNA from Verruconis gallopava, 4331 nucleotides. RefSeq lists its product as uncharacterized. Lineage: Eukaryota; Fungi; Ascomycota; Dothideomycetes; Venturiales; Sympoventuriaceae. The transcript has 2 exons. Gene Ontology annotation, molecular function: RNA binding; ATP binding; RNA helicase activity. Gene Ontology annotation, biological process: nuclear-transcribed mRNA catabolic process, 3'-5' exonucleolytic nonsense-mediated decay. The record is from RefSeq and is a predicted model, not a curated record. Gene Ontology annotation, cellular component: Ski complex. Bases 97 to 3939 code for a protein of 1280 amino acids.